AUGGCACAGGUGGACGACCUGCACGACGACGGACGCCUGCUGUCGGAGAAGUGGGAGGAGAUCGAGGUCAAGGUGGCCGACAUGAUAGCUGAAAGGCUAUCAGCCGUGCCAGAUGGUCCGAUCCCCUCCUUCGACUCGUCGGACAUGGUCAGGAGGCACCGGGUGAUCAAGUGCGAUGACUCGUUCUCAAGGGAGAUUCCAAGGAGGCCGCGGGAUCGCAUUUGGUUGCCAAAGGAUCAGACUGACCAAGGAAAGGUGCUGUCGCUCCUGAGGGCUCAGAACCCAGAAGUGCACACAGAGGACUGUGCGAUACUUAAAGUAGAGAAGGAGAUGAUGACGAGCAAGCCGUUCCUCUUCCUCAUCAACCAGCGCUGCCUGCCGCAGCUUGAGAAGGCCGACUACACCAUCCGGUACGGCCUACGAAAGGCCAAGAUCAAGGUCUUCCUGGCAGAGCCGGAUGAUGUUUUCGAGUUGGUCGAUGACACCAACAAGCUGUUGGAUGACCUGAUCAUCGACGACAAGACCCCAGACGUAACACCCAACACCGAUGCCUAA
Drosophila takahashii is the source of this 555-nucleotide messenger RNA. RefSeq lists its product as uncharacterized. NCBI's taxonomy places the organism in Eukaryota, Metazoa, Arthropoda, Insecta, Diptera, Drosophilidae. The record is from RefSeq and is a predicted model, not a curated record.